AUGUUAUUUCAUUUAUUUUCAGCUUUGAUAACCACAGCUGUCGUGCUCUUAUUUAUCUUGUUACUUAUAUAUACGAUAUGCCUUGUUUUGUUCGUUUUAUCCCCCACGUUUCAAAGCUACCUUGUAUUUCUUCAUUGGCUCAAUUACCCAAGUAGUGACCAAUUGGACCAACCCGAAUGUUUCGGUCUUCAGGCAUUUUCGACGCGUCAUAUUUGGGUUAGAACUCGUGAUAAUGUAAAGCUUGGCGGUUGGCAUAUACUUUCGAGACAAAGUAUAAAAAAACUUAUAUCAUCAUUUCACGCAUUCGAGAUAGAGAAAGAUGAUCAAUCUGAAACAUUAUUUGAACAGAAUUUGAAGUCUUCGGAAUUGAUCAUCCUAUAUUUCCAUGGUCAAUUAGGAAACCGUGGUAAAGAAAAUAGGGUUUUAACUUAUAAGUCGCUUCAAAUCGCACUUCCAACCGCGGAUGUUGUGACAAUUGAUUAUCGAGGGUUUGGUGAUUCUGAGGGCUUUCCAACCGAAGAUUGUCUUCUUAUUGAUGCGAGAGCAGCUUGGGAUUGGAUUUUAGAACGUGCCCCUGCCAAAAAGAUUAUUAUAUAUGGACAUUCGUUGGGUACUGGGGUUGCGAUCAGAUUGGCUCGCCAACUUAGUGAUGAAGGAAAUACGCCACUUGCAAUUAUUCUCGAAUCUCCAUUCACAUGUAUCCCUGAGUUGAUCGCUUCUUUUCGAAGAUUACCUUUUUUAAGACCCUUCACUAAAUGGCCGGCUGUUAUAGAUUAUUUUAAGGAGAAAAUGGAACAUCGAUUUAACAAUAUGGAACAUAUGAAGCAUCUAAAUGAUAUACCAAUAUUAAUAAUUCACUCUCAUAAAGAUGAUGAUAUACCUUUAUCUCAUUCCGUCACAUUAUUUCAAGAGAUUAUAGAUUCAAGACAAAUUAAACAUCGAAAAAUUGAACCAACAUUUAUGAAAUUUGUAAGAGAAGGUACAUUGUAUACGCAACAUGAUGUUAAAAUAUGGUAUUUGCAAUCAUUACAUGCUGCACAUAAUAAUGCACAUGGAUGGGAAUUUGUAGGAGACAAAUUACGCGAAUUUUUAGAAGAAUUCAGUGAUUAUAAAGUAAAGGAAAUAAAAAAUGUUUCUUCUAAUAUUAGUAUAAAAUCAAAUUUGUCAUCUGACACUAGUAGUAAUAAGAGUAAAAAUCUUUGA
Messenger RNA from Funneliformis mosseae, 1203 nucleotides. The record is from the annotation of a GenBank genome assembly. NCBI's taxonomy places the organism in Eukaryota, Fungi, Glomeromycota, Glomeromycetes, Glomerales, Glomeraceae.